UCAACGGCGCUGUUCCGCAUCUUACAAUCUAUAUCACUGAUAAAACGUACCCUGCUGCUGUUCUGACACGCUAUAAAGUAUACUUUUCAACCAGCCAGACGCGUUAGUUUCCCUCUGGAGACCCGUCAGUGAAGUAGUGCACAGUUUAACAUAGUAUUAUCGUAAGCCUAACCCUAUAGAUAUGGCUAAAGUCGACCGGGUGUUUAUAUGUGUGGCCUUGUCGUUGUUCGUGUUCCCGCUAGCUUCUAGCUACAGAAUAUUGGGCAUCAAUACCAGCCCUAGCCGAUCGCAUGUGAUUGUGCAGGAUGCUCUUAUGAAAGAGUUGGCACGCCGGGGCCAUCACGUCACGAUGGUGAGUCCUUACCCCGAGCCGGAACGGAUACCGAACUAUCGAAAAAUUACGAUCCCCAUCGAUCCAUGGGCAACAGAUUUCACGAAAAUCAUCUUCGAAAACACCAACUCCCGAUGGUUGAUGAUGCAGAUGAUGCCAUACAUGCUGCGUGCCAGUGCCGUUCCGGUUAAUAAAACGCUACGCUCGCCAGAGGUUCAGAGUGUGCUAAAAGAACCGGAGGGAUUCGAUCUGCUCAUUACCGGGAUCAUGACAGAUGCUGCAUUCGGUGUGAGUCACCAGCUUGGCUGUCCGACGGUAGUGGUAUGCCCGAAUGCAGCGAUGGCGGUCGUGAACGAUUUAGUGGGCAAUCCAACACCGAUCUCCACCAUUCCCAACAUGAUGCUGGGUUUGACGCAUCCAAUGUCGUUCCGAGAUCGGCUGGCAAACCUUGGUGGAUUCUUUUUUGAUGAGAUUUUUUCGUUCGUGUGGAAGUACUAUCAGCGGCAAACCUACGAAGAGCAUUUCCCACCGGGACAGUACCCAUCGUACGAAGCUGUUCGGAAGAAUGUUUCCCUCGUGUUCUUGAAUCACCACUUCACCAAAGGUUCUCCACGACCGUACGUACCAGCGAUGAUUGAGGUUGGUGGAUUGCAGAUCAAAGACAAACCUUCACCCCUGCCCGAAGACGUGCGCCAGUGGAUAGAAGGCGCGGAGGAGGGAGUUAUCUUUUUCAGCCUCGGCACCAAUCUGUUCAGCUCUUCCAUGCCGCCGGAGAUGCUGAGUGCAAUACUGCAAACAUUCCGCACGCUGAAGCAACGCAUCAUCUGGAAAUGGGACACACAGGACAUGCCGAACAAACCGGCCAACGUGAUGCUGAAGGAUUGGCUACCGCAGGACGACAUUCUCGCCCAUCCGAACGUGCGGCUGUUUAUCAUGCACGGUGGAUUGGGCGGCAUUGCGGAGGCACUGUUCCACGGGGUACCGCUCGUCGGCAUACCGAUGUUCGGCGAUCAGCCCGUCAAUCUGGCCAAGGUUGAAAAGGAAGGCUGGGCAUACGUUCUGAAGCACACCGAGGUCACGGUGGAGACGUUCUCGAAGGCGGUUAAUGAAGUGCUGCACAAUCCACGCUAUCGGGACAGUGUGCAGCGAUUGUCCGAGCUGUUUCGGGAUCGACCCCAAAGUGCCAUGGAUACGGCCGUGUACUGGACUGAGUAUGUCAUACGGCACAAGGGAGCGCCUCAUCUACGAUAUCCGGGAGCGGAUAUGAACUUUUUCAAGCGCCAUUCGUUGGACGUGUUGGCGUUGUUGGGACUAGUGGCAAUUGUGAUCUUCAAGGUAUUCCAGUUUGGUUUUAGGCUGUGUUGCAGAAGAAAAGUGAUCAAAUUGAAGCGGCAAUAGAAUCAGAGGAGUGUUUGUUUGCAAUAAGAAAGCCCAAAUAAGUAUUUUACCUUACGCAAGAUGCCGAGCAGUAAUAGGAUAUUUCUUAAAAUAGACACCCACGCUAUUAGCAACCUGCGUGUUUAGUAGCUCUCAGCAAUAUCUAAGCAAAUGUGCCAAACGCAAACGUGAGCAAAUUGAUAUUCAUUCCCAUUAGGAUUUAUUAACAGCGGCGCACAGAACCAUCAAUCGUGAAACGAAAACUUAAUUCGGUAUAUGACAAAACGCCUGCAGCGCGGUGUCUGAUUUCAGACGGCUUGAUUUAACAUUCACAGCCAGUAGAAACCGGAGAACGUGCCAUUACCGCAUGUUGGUGCUAUUCUCCUUUUCCAGUCCGAGUGAAAUCUCCUGAUCCGGGAGACAGUCAAACAAAAAAAUUAAAAAAAACACAUAUCGGAAAGAUAUAAGGAGCCAAAGUAUUAAGCUGAUCAGAAACGCUUAAAAAAUAGGUUCACCUGUUCACAAAAACCGGUUGCCGGUCGCGCAGAUAUUAGAAAUCUGUCGUCAGAAAUUGCCCAAGCGUGGAAUGGAUCUACGAAUUGGAUCUAGGAAUUGUUCUUUACAAGGGGUAAAACAGAGAUGUCAAACCAAAAGUCGGACAUAUUUCACAAUAUUAAAUGGUAGUUAAUGAAAUUUCUUUCAGCGUUGAAAUGAAUUACUUAUUUGAAGAGUCUUCACGCCUUGAUUUGCAUAAUCGUGCCUCAAACAGCUUUGACACCUCCGAUGUAUAGAAACUACUUGCGAAAAUAAACUUCUAAACAAAACUCCACAAUCGUAAGCUGCCAUCAGUUUUCAAGUUAAAUGAAAUAAGUCACCAAUCACGCUCCAACAAGCUUUGCAGCCCGUUUGAUCUAUCGAACCCAUUCAUUUGUCAUGUAUCUUGCGAGUUGUUGAGUUAUUAGUUGAAGAGUUAUUAAGCGGAUGGCGUCGCCAGAGCUCAGAAUGUGUCUGUGUGUGUGUGUGUGUCACGAUGUGUGCCGGAAAGCGUGGGUUUCAUGUUAGCAUGCACAAUCAGCAGGGUAGUCAACCGAUAUGAGCGUUGAUGUAUAAAGAGAAAAAAAAAGUUUGCGACACACGAUUGAACUGUUGAUUUGAGAUUGACGUGACACAGGCUAGCCGGUUUUGGUGUGUAAUGUAAUCAAUACAAAAAAGAAAAGAAACUCAAACACUUCUAACUAAAUCCUUCUGGAGAGUAGCUGAAAACCGGUACCCAUAGAAUCAUGGCACAAUAGAGAAAACAGCACCGAAUCGAUUGGCACACUGAGACAGGUGAAUGGACUGGCGGCUUUUUUGGUGUGCGGUAAAGCAACUAGUCUGUACCGUGUGUUCGGGCUUUCGAGCUCAACUGUAAGUAGUGGCGGAGAACUGAUAAAUAAACAAUGUCAACGACCGGCUAAUGUCAA
Molecule: messenger RNA, 3171 nt
Organism: Anopheles gambiae (African malaria mosquito)
Lineage: Eukaryota; Metazoa; Arthropoda; Insecta; Diptera; Culicidae
Product: UDP-glycosyltransferase UGT5
Exons: 3
Coding region: 182-1729 (515 amino acids)
Molecular function (GO): UDP-glycosyltransferase activity
Source: RefSeq, a predicted model, not a curated record